AGAAGACGUCAUUUCCAGGUUGUGGCGUCAUGUUGCAGAGGAUUGUGGGAAGUACCGGUGUCAAAACAGAAAGCGUGUUUCGGGAAACGUUGUUGAACCUGCAUCAGCUGUUCUAACGUCAAUGCCGCAGCAAUGGAGGCUAAAACCGAGACGCUCAAACGCUACAUCUGCUCGUUCCCCAGCUGCUCGGCGGCGUACAACAAACAGUGGAAGCUGGACGCCCACUUGUGCAAACACACCGGACUGAAGCCGUACACGUGUGAGCGCGACGGCUGCGGUAAGUCCUUCUGCAGUCCCUACCACUUGGCCCGACAUGAUCUCAGCCACAGCGGCGUGAAACCCUUUCAGUGCACCGUGGACGGCUGCGAGGAGGCCUUCACCACCAACACCAACCGGGCCAGGCACAUCAGCCGCAUUCACACGCAGGAGCAGAAGAGGUAUGCUUGCAAGUUCGAGGGCUGCGGUCUGGAGUUCAAGAAGAACAAGCAGCUCAAGUCCCACGUGUGUGAGCAGCACACCCAGCUGCCACCGUACCAGUGCACUUACGAAGGAUGCCACAUGCGAUUCACCUUCCCCAGCAAGCUGAAGCGACACGAGAAGGUGCACAGAGGGUACCCCUGCAAGGAGGAGGGCUGCAGCUUCACGGGGAAGACCUGGACGGAGUACCUGAAGCACAGGAAGGAGCAGCAUAGGCUCACCGUGAAGUGCGACCAGUGCAGCAAGGUCUUCAGGGACUCCUGGUUCCUGCAGCAGCAUCAGCACGUCCACUCCGAGAUGCGAGUGGUCUUCAGGUGCCCGAGGGACGACUGCGACCGGUCGUUCACCACGACUUUCAACCUGGAGAGCCACAUCGGCUCCUUCCACGAGGAGCUGCGGCCCUUCAGCUGCACCCACGCAGGCUGCGGCAAGACCUUCGCCAUGAGACAGAGCCUCCACCGUCACAGCGUCGUCCACAGCCCGGAGAGGAAGAAGCUGAGGAAGACGAAACCCAAAAGAUCUCUUGCUUCCAGGCUAACGGGUUACAACGAAACAAAGAAAGUGGUGUGUAAAAAGCGCAGGGAGCCUGAAUCCCUCAGAGGGCCUGCACAGAAUCAGACCGGUCCACCUGGGCCUGUUGAGUUGGUGUCCCUCCUGCAGGACACGUCCUUGCUGUGCGGCCCUGCGAUAGACACACAUGGACUUACUAAUGCCAUAACUACACCUCUGACAAUGUAGAGUGAAGUGAAGGAGAUCACACCAGCAGUUAUUGAUCAGAGCAUUGAUGAUGUAUUUUCAUUUCCAACCUGGUUGUUGGAUGUCUUGAUGUUGCACAAAAUUUAAGCCCCCAUGUAAAAGCCUAUAAGGUUCUUUAUUCUGGACACAGUGACUGUUUGGUUGCUUUGAGCUGGAAGCUAAGGGACCUGAAAAUGAAUCCUGAAUGAAGACGUCACCCAGCACCGCCAAAAGACAUUUUGGAUUGAUACCAAAUCCCGUCUUCCGUCCCUCUGGGUGUCGUCAUCCGCACUUAUUCUCUGUAGUUGAAUAAAUUUGUGGACUUUUAUUCUGAAGCCAUUAAAUCUACUAUAUUUUUUGCUAUUCGUAUUUAAGAAGAAAAAUGUAUUUUGUGUAUGUUGUACAUUUAAUAAGAAUUUUUUAGUGUUUUUGUAAAAUUUCCCCCCCAAAAAAUUCCCUCUGCAGAGAGACUGUUUGUUUAAAUAAAACCUGUGCC
Messenger RNA from Morone saxatilis (striped sea-bass), 1708 nucleotides. Its product is annotated as transcription factor IIIA-like. The record is from RefSeq and is a predicted model, not a curated record. The transcript has a single exon. NCBI's taxonomy places the organism in Eukaryota, Metazoa, Chordata, Actinopteri, Moronidae. Gene Ontology annotation, cellular component: nucleus. Bases 133 to 1215 code for a protein of 360 amino acids.